Messenger RNA from Punctularia strigosozonata HHB-11173 SS5, 1131 nucleotides. RefSeq lists its product as uncharacterized. The coding region runs from base 166 to 1131 and encodes 321 amino acids. NCBI's taxonomy places the organism in Eukaryota, Fungi, Basidiomycota, Agaricomycetes, Corticiales, Punctulariaceae. The transcript has 5 exons. The record is from RefSeq and is a predicted model, not a curated record.
GCCAUUGUUGACGCCUCAGAUAGCCCUCCCCUUGGCAGGCAUCGCCACGUAUUCUAUUCAUCGACAGUAACGCCGUCCUCACCGCAAGCUGAGGUUAGCACGCCCCUGUCGGCGUCAUUGCGAGAUGCCUUCAAGAGCAUCCGACGGAAAGCAAGCUUGCAAUCGAUGAAAUCUCCCAGACGCGAGAACUUCGCCUUCGACAUCCCCGCGCUGAUGCGACCUGGCGAGGAGAUGCCACCGUCUUUUUCUCUUUCCAAGCUGAUGGAAGGGGGCAUUCGUGGUCGCGCCUCGGUAGAGGUUGUCGAUGUGGCCUACCGCGUCAUCGCACUGUGGGAGUCGCAUGACGGUUCUGAAAAUCGGGUAAUGCUCGAGGCACCGUUCCUCUUUCGUCCGGAUACGGAGUUUCACUCUCUCGAUGGCGGUUCGUUGGAUCCUGAAUCUUGGCUGGAGGUUCCGCUUGUAUCAGACCGACAGAUACCAUUCCAGUGCGCAGUUACCAUGCCGAAUCCUGCCACCUUUCCUCGUUCGGCGUCCCUCCCUUAUUUUGUCGUGUACACAACGACACCGAAGUCGGUGCCGUUAUCUCGCGAGAUUGCAGCAGAUGCCACCAUCGCGGUCUCGCUUGUACGGCAAAUCAUGAUCAAGCAGGAACAUCCUCUCCGGUCGCGGUCAUCCUCAGCCGACGAAGACUCGGAUGUACAACUCGUGACUGUUCCUCGCAACAAACUCUACAAGCGGGCAGCUAGUAAAACGGCGCCUGCUAGAUUCCCUACGUUCGGCCGGGUCAACGAGAAGAACACGUUACAAGGUCUCUGCGACCGUCCGCUCCCUCCUCUCCCCGGCGAACAGCGAAAGACCCGAGGAGCCUUCUCCGAGUCGCGCACACUGCAAACGGAUAUUUUCGUCGGCUUCCCAAAACGGCCCCGAAAUCCCGGGGAUCCUCGUGGACACCCGUCUUUGGAGGAACAUAUAAGCCUGCCGGACGGCCUCUAUAAAGGUCGAUUGCCCUUGCAUAGGGACAUGAUUCCGACGAUCAGUUGGGGUGGGCUUCAGGUCAAGUAUUACCUGGAUAUCUCUGUCUUGUUCGGUCAGGACGAGUUGCGGGCCCGCGUACCCAUCCGUCUUUUCUGA